Messenger RNA from Fusarium venenatum, 2313 nucleotides. RefSeq names its product alkaline-phosphatase-like protein. Gene Ontology annotation, biological process: nucleoside triphosphate metabolic process. Gene Ontology annotation, molecular function: ribonucleoside triphosphate phosphatase activity; nucleoside triphosphate diphosphatase activity. The record is from RefSeq and is a predicted model, not a curated record. NCBI's taxonomy places the organism in Eukaryota, Fungi, Ascomycota, Sordariomycetes, Hypocreales, Nectriaceae.
AUGCCGCCAUCAAAUCUAAAUAUUGCGCCUUCCCAGGCGGAUCGUGAUAACGCCUCGUUCCUCUCCCCGAUCGCAUACGACGAUGAUGCUUCUUCACUUCAUUCCCGCAGCGACCAGGAUACCGAUACCGACGAUGACGAGCUUAUCUCGCGCGCGAGAAACAGCAGAGAACUGCGCGCCCAUGAUCGCAUCGUAUUAAUGGAAGAAGAAGAUAUCGAUCGGCUCGUGACAGAUUCGCGGCAAAAGAAAGAUCGAGAGCGACGUGGCUCGGGGUUAGCUGUGCCCAAUAUAGGGAAAAUGUUUGGGCGCCGAGGAAGCAGUUCAGGAAACCGUUCCGUCAACAGCUCAACAGAAAAUCUCGUGACUGAAAAGCGAAAGACUCGACGCCAGCGAAGACAAAAGAAGCGCGAGAAUCUUGUGGAGCAUGCGGAGCACGGAGAAGACGGCGAAUUGAUGUACGAGAUGGAAGAGGGAGGCAUGAAGGAGGGAAGCUCAACGGGCGAAAGCAGCGAGAGGGACGAUAGCGAUGAACUUGAUCGACACCACCUCAAUCUGAUUGCCGAAGCGAAGACCCAGCGACGUCGCAGCUGGCGCCGGUGGGUCUUUAUCCAUUCACUUAUUGCCAUUGGAUUUGCUAUCUUGCUUCUCUUGGCCUGGAAGCUUUCCAAGAAUCGCAAGAGCAGAAAUAUGAAAGUGAAUCAGAUAUUGGUUAGCAAUGGAACCGCCCUAUUUGCGCCGACAUCUCUUAUCAUCAGUCUGGACGGUUUCCGCGCCGACUUUCUCCAGAGGGGGCUUACACCCGCACUGAACUCGUUUGUUGCUGAGGGUGUAUCGCCAAAAUGGAUGCAUCCGUCUUUCCCAUCAGUCACUUUCCCAAACCAUUACACUCUGGCGACCGGCCUGUAUCCUGAGAGCCAUGGUAUCAUUAGCAAUACAUUCUGGGAUCCCGAACUUCAAUCACAAUUCUAUUACACCCAUCCGGAUCAGAGUCUGGACCCAAAAUGGUGGGGAGGAGAGCCUUUCUGGGUGACAGCAGAGAGACAAGGAAUCCGAAGUGCCAUUCACAUGUGGCCGGGGAGUGAAGCGCAUGUUCUUCAUACCGAGCCAAGUUUGAUGGAUAAAUUCAAUGGCAAGGAGACGCUCGACAACAAGGUCUCAAGGAUUAUGGAAUUUCUGGAUCUGCCUGGGUUUGAAGACAAGACUCUGGAUGCGAGCGAUGUGCGACCUCAACUGAUUGCCGCCUACGUACCUCAUGUUGACCGUGAUGGCCAUAAGUUUGGGCCCAAUACCACCGAGAUUCGCAAAACAAUUCAAGAUGUCGACGGUAUGAUAGGAAAGAUUUUCCACGGUCUUGAAGAACGCAACUUGACAAAUAUUGUCAAUGUAAUCGUUGUUUCAGAUCACGGCAUGGCGUCAACUGACAUCUCACGCCUCAUUCAACUCGAGGACCUCAUUGAUACAAACAAGAUCGAGCAUAUUGACGGCUGGCCAUUGUAUGGUCUUCGACCCAAAAACCCGGAUGACUUACAAGGGCUCUACAAUGAGCUAAAGGAGAAGUCUAAAUCAAACCCCAACUUCCAGGUCUAUCUCCGGGAUGUCGACAUGCCCGAGCGAUACCACUUCUCCAAGCACCAUCGCAUUGCUCCCCUCUGGGUUGUUCCCGAAACAGGAUGGGCUAUCGUGACCAAGGAGGAGUUUGAUGUUGAAGAUGGAAAGAAAAAAAACCUUGUCUACCAUCCUCGAGGUCUUCAUGGAUAUGAUCACGAGCACCCGUUGAUGCGGGCUAUCUUCAUCGCUCGCGGCCCAGCAUUCCCCCACCCGGCCAAUAGCCAAAUUGAUGUUUUUCAAAAUAUCGAGGUGUACAACAUGCUGUGUGACUCUGUUGGCCUGACACCCGCUCCCAACAACGGAACACUGCGGCUCCCACUGAAGCCUAUUGGUGUCCACGAGCCUGAAGAUACAUCUGAAGAACCAGAAGAUCCCCCAUCCGCUACCAAGGAGUCGGCUCGACCAACUGUGCCAGAGAAGCCAACUCAACCUGUGCGCCCUACUGUCCACCAGAAACCUACUCAGCCUCAACGGCCGACAGUGCCUGUCGCCCCUACGCAAUCUGCCAAAACCACAGUCUCACUUAAGAAACCAGCAAAGCCAUCCAAGUCACCAGCUCCAUCCAAGGGAAGCGACGACAAAGAUGAGGACAGCGAUAGUGAUAGUGAUAGUGACGAUGAUGAUGAUGACAUGGAUAAAGGUAUCUGGGACUGGUUCGCCCACAAGGUGGAGAAGGUCUGGCACAAGAUUACUAGUGAUGACUAG